UUUUACGUAGACGAAGAAGGUGCCUCGAAUCCGUACAGCUUAAUUAAUUUGACUACUUUUACUUAAACUUGAUCCUUGGCCGGUUCAAGUCGCAAGAAAACUUUUACUUUCUUUUCAUCGUUUGUCACAUUUUAUGGUUUAUUAAAAAUGAAUCGUACACACAGAUUUCGCCAGAAGUGGAAGGGAGAUAAUUUCGUCCUUAUUCUUUACAGAUACUUGUUACUCUAUUGUUGUCGAUUUCAUUGUGUUUGUGGGUGAUACUUGUCUUGUCGUUAAAUAUGAAAUUGAAAUUAAUAUCCACGUUAAUAUUUUGCUUAUGGUGGAAUUCCUGUAGUUGUUUAAAUAAUACUUCUUCGCCAACCUCGUCUGGAAAACCGAUUUCUGAAACGGAGCAGCAAUUCGUGGACUGGGCGAGUCGCCAAUUUUCUAAGCGAAUGUUGUGGAUGACACAUAAAAGAAGAUUCGUCCUCCCAAAGGGGACAAUUCUUCAAAUUACGCCAAAAAUAACGGUGCCAGUGUUUCGCCAUGCACCUUACAAUGGCGGCUUCGACUCUGAUAUUCAGGCCUCCUGGACGUUUUACAUGAAAUUCGACAAGUUGAACAUGACAUCGGACGAUCAUCCAUGGCCCUUUGAUCGCCCACCAUUCUACCCAUUUGGAGAAAUGAUGCGUCCCAACGUGGGAGAAAGUGGUAGCAAGAAACCGGACGACAAGAAACCGGAUAACCAAAAGCAAACCGAAUCUUCCCAAGAAUCUCAACAAUCCCACUUUCACCACCACCCUUACUACGAUCCUAACCCUGCUAAACCGUUCCCCAACAUAAAACACCACUUUAAUGAAGGAGACGACGCAAAAUCCAUCCUGCACACGGUCCAAGCCCACAACGUGUACCCUGCUUUUGGGGGCGGUCGCAAUACCCGUCGUCGUCCUCGACCGAAACGAGCCAUCAUGUCGCUGCCCCCUCCGGAAUCCAUGUUUGGUGGGGAACGAGCUGUGAUUCUGCCCAGUCUUGAGGGGAUCAUGACGUCACUGGGGCUGUCGGGGAGGUCGUGUCUCUUGCGGGCGGUGUGCGAAGUGCACGAGUUUCCCCUCAGCACGGGAGGCUACGGCUUGUUUGGCGAAUUAGUGACGCUCUUCUUCAGCGUUAGCGAAUCCCCCUACGCCGAGUCCCACAUGCCAGCCUAUCUCGAAGCUGAAGGACAUGGAAAAUCAGGGGAUUGUGCAAAGUAUAAAAAGUCUUGUGAAAAAUCCAUCUUUGUUUGGGAACGAAGACCAGAGUUUGAUAAGGGCAGUGAGAAAGUGGACCAGAUCAAGGUUAAAGAUGAUAACGCUUUGUAAGGAAAAUUGUAAAAUCAAAAAGAGUUUAUAUUUUAUAUAUUUAAUUGCAGUAAAUAAUUUAUACACA
This is a messenger RNA of Folsomia candida, 1404 nucleotides long. RefSeq lists its product as uncharacterized. Bases 279 to 1337 code for a protein of 352 amino acids. The transcript is spliced from 3 exons. NCBI's taxonomy places the organism in Eukaryota, Metazoa, Arthropoda, Collembola, Entomobryomorpha, Isotomidae. The record is from RefSeq and is a predicted model, not a curated record.